UGAUAACAAGGUGAAUGUCGCAUGCUGUAAACAACCUGGCGAUGCGUUAAAUUUCUCUCGCAAAAAAAAAAGCCCAUUUUCAUUUCUUUGAGAAACACAUCCAGGAAGAUUGAUAAAUAUAUCCUCUCCAAAGCAUGUCGGCUACACAGAAGAACAAUUUUAAGGAGAGGAGAGACUUAGAUGUCAGAAAAAGAGAUGUGGAAGAGGUGAAGGAAAAGUAUCCUGACAAAAUCCCAGUAAUCAUUGAAAAGUAUGCGGGCGAGAAAAACCUUCCAAAUUUGGACAAGUGCAAGUUCUUAGUGCCUGACAAUGUCAAUAUGAGUGAAUUGGUGAAGAUAAUCAGGAGGAGGCUCCAGCUUCAUCCAAACCAAGCAUUCUUCCUACUGGUGAACAAUAAGAGUAUGGUGAGCAACACAACCCCCAUCUUUGAGGUGUACAAUACACACAAGGAUGAGGAUGGAUUUCUUUAUGUAACAUAUGCUUCACAAGAGACAUUUGGUUAAAGACUGAUGUUUUAUAAACUAUUUCAUUGUUUUUAUAAUAAUAAGUCAAAAUGGUAAAAAAAAGAGUAUUAGAUAGAGUACAAAUACCAUGUGUUGAAUAAAAUUACUAUGGAACUGUUUAGUACUCUGACAUUAUCACUGUAUGUUUUAUGAAUAUUUACUCUUUUACCAACAGCCAUAUUUGUUGUACGAGUAUUCUUAUCUGCUGAUAUUGGAUAGACCAACAGAUUAUUGAAGAUCUGGUGAAUGUGAAAAUAUAAAUUAGUUAUCACACUUGUAUUAUUAUUAACAUAAAUAAGUAAACACUUAUUUAUUAUUUUUUCUUUUUACUAUUUUUAUUGUAAUCUUUUAUUUGCAAGGAGGGCUUUUACAGUUUGUGAGAGGGUUGAAGAUGAUGUCAUUUACUGUUGACAUUUUGAGAGCAUUAUGCAGCAAAUAUUUUGUUCCUUAUAAUCCACAUCUUAGCUAGCUGCAGAAGCAGGGCCAUAGCCACUGAUUUCAAAGGGGAGUUCUUUUUCUGAAAAAGUGGACAUUUUACCAUGAAACCUUUAUGUACCUAGAUCAGUUUUUGCCCAGAGGAGACCUUUUCCUGGCGAAAAAAGGGGUUUAUUCAAGACCCCCCUCUCCUUCCCUGGUGCCUGAGUAGAUAACUUGUAUAUAUUAAUGUAUAUAAAUAGUGUUGAUAAUUCAUGUAAUUUAUUAGGGUAUUAAAUGGAAUGUUAAGUAUACAUUGUAAUGUGGUAUUCUGAGGCAUAAAACAAUAAAC
Molecule: messenger RNA, 1269 nt
Organism: Lingula anatina
Lineage: Eukaryota; Metazoa; Brachiopoda; Lingulata; Lingulida; Lingulidae
Product: microtubule-associated protein 1 light chain 3 beta
Source: RefSeq, a predicted model, not a curated record